AUGUCGACGCAGGCGUACUACAAAGACCGCCUGGGCUUCGACCCGGCCGAGGCCCUCAACGACGGCCUGGGCUACGAGAAGACCCAGCAGGGCUACGAAGAAAACCUCAGCAAGUUCAAAGUUGGAUCUGACGUGGAUUGCAGCUCUCUGGUUGAGCGGAAUCUGCAGGAUACUAGUGCUGCGUCGCUGGUCGCAGAAGUGGGAUAUGGUGACGACAUAUGUUAUGUUAAAGAGGACUAG
Molecule: messenger RNA, 240 nt
Organism: Gryllus bimaculatus (two-spotted cricket)
Lineage: Eukaryota; Metazoa; Arthropoda; Insecta; Orthoptera; Gryllidae
Source: the annotation of a GenBank genome assembly